Messenger RNA from Capsaspora owczarzaki ATCC 30864, 4879 nucleotides. RefSeq names its product rap guanine nucleotide exchange factor 4. Gene Ontology annotation, biological process: Ras protein signal transduction; positive regulation of GTPase activity. Gene Ontology annotation, molecular function: guanyl-nucleotide exchange factor activity. Gene Ontology annotation, cellular component: plasma membrane. The transcript has 2 exons. The coding region runs from base 45 to 4694 and encodes 1549 amino acids. Lineage: Eukaryota; Filasterea; Ministeriida; Capsasporidae. The record is from RefSeq and is a predicted model, not a curated record.
CGAUUCUUUCUUUCUGUUUUUUUUUUUUUUAAUUUUUUUAAACUAUGUCGGCCAACGACGAGGAAAGCUCGCCCCUGACGCGAAGGCACGGCGGGCGCCACCAUCACAAACCUACCAAGCCAGCAACCAACACAACCCCUGCCACUGGUGCUGCGUCUGCGGCGGCGUCGAACGGCAAUGGCGAGAUGAGCAAUCACAGUGAUACUACCAGCGGUGGAUUCGCCACGACUCCUGCAACUGCGACGGUGACGACUGCCGCUGCUACGACCACGACUGCUGCCGCUGCUGCUGCUGCUACUGCUGGUGGUGGUGCUGCGACGAGUGGUAGCAGUACUUCAUUAACAAACACGGUGCUGACUGCGCCCAGUUCCGCCGAUUUGGCAGCAAUGUCGCCAGCCACGCGCCGAAGAAUGCUGAACAUCAACCCCAGCGGACGGCCGAGCGGCAAGCAGGCCAUUGUGCUGCUGCUCGACGACGCAGAGGAUGAGCACGACAACGACGACGACGACGACGAUGACAACGACGGCAGCUCGGGUGGCGAGCCAGUCGCAGCAGUACUAGCGACACCCACAGCCGCUCCUGCUCCUGCUCCUGCUCCUGCGCCUGCUCCUGCGCCUGCUCCGGUCGUCGUCGCGGCCAGCAACAGCUACCGAGACAGCUUUGAUGAAGACGAGAUGACCAACCGUCGUGCGUCUCAGCCAAGAACGGCUGCCGCUCAGCAGCAUCCACCGCCGCCGCCCGCUGGUACCGUGCCAUUCACCUUGACCCCGAAAGUGCAGACGCCGACAUUGAUUGUCGAGCUGGAGGCAUCUCCUGCACAGCGUCGCCGGGAUGCUCGCAAGCUGUCGGCGCCAAUCGAGGUCGCUCCAGAGGUUUUGACACCAGGCGACGCUUCCUCCUUGCGAUACUCGUAUUCCGCGUCGGCGUCGCCAGCACACUCACCAUUGGGCUCGUCAGAGCGCAUCCAGUCACAUAAUUCCGACACCAACAUCCCUGCACGGCAGCCGAUUCGGCGCUCGGCCUCGCAGGGCAUGGAGGAAGACAACCGCCACUCGACGCUUUUUGGGGUGGAGGCCAAAGCUUUGGGCCAUCAUCCGUCGUCAGUAUCUGCCACCGUCUCGCCACUGGGAUCCACCGAAUUGUUGGAAGGAAAGCCGCCAAAGACGACCGCAGCCGCAGCUUUUGCAGCUCGAUUUUCCGGCACUGCGAGCCCCGACUCUCCAAUCCGCCACAACGAGCUAUUGGCGCUAGCUGCAUCCAUGGGCUGCAACCCGCCGAAAUCACCAGCGCCUCUCUCGCCCGUCAACAUUCAAUUUGGCGACAAUCUUUUGGUGCCCGAGGUGCACACUCGCGUUCCCCGGGUCGAUGCCGCCCGCCGCAAACAGCUCGGUCGCUCCGUCAGCAACCCAGACGCCAUUGCAGAGGCCAUCGCGGCGAACGCCGCUCUCGCUGCCCAGCUCGCCGACAAUGGCAGGGCGGCUGGUGACGCCCCUCAAGCACAAGCGUCGUCGUCGUCGUCGUCGUCGUCGUCGGACGCUGCGCAACAACAUAAGAUUGUUCCUUCCAAGACCAAAAUGCAAGCCGUUGCGGCUCGCGCAAAAAUGCAAAGGCGGACCACCAACCGCUCGCUCACGAAUGACAAGCGUGGCGGCCUGAUGGCGCUUCUUCGCGAUGAAACAUCGCGUAAGCAAGGCGGGAUUAGCAGUAACGGGUUUCUGACCGUGCCCGGUGAGGACGGAAUCUCUCAAGCCUCGUCUGUUAGCAGCCUGUCGGACGAGGAAGAGGAAGAAGAAGAGUUUCAUCUCUCGUUCGGUGGCAUUCCCGAGGACAGCCAAACGUCCAAUUCGAGCAACGAUCUCGUCGGCGGCAAUGCCGGCGUUGAUGAUGACGACGAUGAUCUCAUUGCUCCUUCGCGCCUGGGCAAUCUGGGCCUGGGAGGAAUGGGCUUGGACUUUAGCUCGGGCAUGGAUUUCGCCGACGCCGUCCGCUCGAGCAUGGACUUUGACACGACGAUGGAGUUUACGUCCAGCGCAGGAGCGGACUUUGCUAGCACCUCAGUAGAAGACUUGUUGGCCACGAGCGAGGAAGUGGUCGAGAGCGAAGAUCUUUCUCCCCUCGAGGCCCGCGAGCGUCGCUUGGCACUUCUCGACAUCCCGCCAGCAUCGCGCACCCCCGAGCAAGUCACCGAGCUGUGCAGAUUACUGCAGGAUUUCCCAGCCUUUGCAGAGCUGAACGGCGACACGCCACGACGCGAACUCUGCGCGAUCGCAAAGUUUGUUCGCUUUGAAGAGAGCGAUUCAAUCGUGGAUGUGAUGGAUGAGCUGUGCGAAACUCAGUGGUACUUUGUGCAUCAAGGGGCUCUCGAUGUCAUUAUUGACGGCGAAAUCGUGGUUACGACACUGGAGGGCGAAGGGUUUGGCCAAAAGCCUCUUGUGGUCGACGGACGAGUCCGCCUGGACGCCAUCGUGCUCACCCGUGGCCCAGAUGUCGAGCUCUUGAACGUGCCAUUGCAGCACUACGAACGCAUCUCUCGUCUCGUGGAGAGCACCACGGAAAAGAUUGUCGACGACGCUGGCGAGGUUGUCAUGAUUCUCGACAAGCGUACGAGAACUGCGCCGUUGCAAUUUGGGUUGCCUUCACAGCGCAACGUCUCGGUGCUCGUGACGCAAGCCACCCUCGAAAAGCUGAUUGAGCGCCUGUAUCUUGCCGACCUGCAAGCCCUGGACGAGUUCUACCACCAAGACUUUUUGCUGUCCCAUCGCACAUUUACCUCUUCUGAAAACUUGCUUGGCGCCAUGAUUGACCGUUUGCGCCUGCCCGGCGCCGCGUUCGUUCCCAAGGCUCCCAAAGGCGCUGCAGCGCCCAUCACCUCGCCCGAGCAGCUUCGCUCCCCGGCUCACGUUAUUGGCGACAUUUUGCUGGAUUGGAUGGCCGAUUAUCCCAAAGACUUUUGUCGGCCGAGCAUGUGGGAUCUCCUGGCGCAGGCGCAAAAGCUGCUCACGGCCCUCGAGCCCAAACUCGCCGAGGUACGAGAGCUUGCGACUGCUGUGCUGGCGCUCCGUCCGGCAGAGUCCGGGGCGCCGCCGACCUCAGGAACGGCACCUUUGACACGAGAGCCCAGCCUGGGGCUUCAUGCCGUGCACGCCAAUCUCGCACCGCUUGGGUUUGCUCUUGGCCCCGAUCCGCGUCGGCGCGCCUCCAGCGCUGCCAGCUCCAUUAUCGUCCCCAAAUCAGCCAACGCACAGCCGCACACGCCUCCUUCCGGCCUCCAAAGUGCGCGCUUCAAACGAUUCUUUGGACGCGGCAACUCUAGCGAGGAACGUGCGGGCAGCGCUGCCGCGAGUCCGGCGGCGCCAUCGACGGCGACCGCCUCGCCCGCUGGUGCCGCGAAAGAGACUAACGGAGUGCCGGCUGCCAAGACUGUUCGCACCCAGCGCCAUCGUCUGCUCGACGAAGACAGUGAUUUUGAGGUUAUUCGUGUCUACCGUGGCGACCAAACCUUCCGCUACGUGGCCGUCUAUCCCCACACGACAGCCGCCGAGGUGGUGAGCGAACUGCUCGAGUCGUUCAGCAUCCAGCUCAAGAGCGCGUCCGACCGCACAGAGUACGUGCUUGUGAUGGCCGUGGCAGCGCUCGGGUCUGCGCCCGGUCGCGUCAGCAGGCUGAGUCCUGCUGCCGACCACUUGGCACAAACCCUCAGCAUUCACUCUCGCUACUAUCUGCGCAACAAUGCCAACUUGGCCGAGCGGCUGCUCCCGCCCGAGCCGAUUGCUGUUGAAGGCGAGAGCCUGAUAUUGGCCAUGGACCCGAUCGAGCUGGCUCGCCAAAUUACGCUGGAAGACUCCGAGCUGUUCCGGUCCAUUUCGCCCUCCGAGUAUGUCGACUAUCUCUUCAAGCUGGACAACAACAAGUGCGAGAAUCUCCACAAGUUCAUCGAGCGGUUUAAUCUGAUCAACUUCUGGGUGGUGACGCAGAUUGUGUCGACGCGCGAUCUCCGAAAGCGAGCCAUGGUGAUUCGCUUCCUCGUGCUGAUGGCCAAGUGCUUCAAGGAGUGGAACAACUUCAACUCGCUGUUUGCCCUUGUGUCUGGCUUUGCCAACUCCGCCGUGACCCGUCUGCACAACACACACAGCAAGCUGAGCAAGCGCACCGUUGCCGCCAUGCAAGGGUUUGAGGCACUGAUGAAUCCGACGCGCAACAUGGGGGCGUAUCGAAGCAUGCUGCUCCAGGUGCCGGAAGGCACGCCAUUGGUUCCCUUCUUCCCCUUGCUCAUGAAGGAUCUCGUCUUUAUUCACGAAGGCAAUCCAAGCAAGUUCAACGGCCUGAUCAACUUUGACAAGCGGCGGCUCAUUGGCCGCACUCUGCGCAACGUCAAGCGCAUGGCCGAGGUCGGGUAUCUCGAUGCCAACUUUAAGUUUGAGCUCGACGAGGCCAAAGAGCUGGAUGCCUUUGGCUCUGAGCAGGACGACGCCAAGAUCCUGCGUGACACGGUCAAGCGGUCGCUCGUUGCCAGCAAGACGGCCAACGUCAACACCCUUUCCAUCGGUUCUGCGGGCGCCGCCAUGCGCCAGCUGUUUGAAAAGACGCGCACCAAGUUCUUUGUUCAAGAGUAUCUCGGCGAGCUAGUCAAGCACGUCGAUCUUGAUCAAAACCGGCUGAGUGUGCGUUCUGCCGAGCUCGAGCAUCGGCCGUAAUAAUUAUUUGGUUUCAAUUCUCGUUGGGGGGAGGGGAGUUUUCUUCUUCUUCUUCUUUGUGAUUGUUGUUGUUGCUGUUUCUAUUGCUGUUGCUGUUGUUGUUGUUGUUGUUGAGGCAUGGUUGUACAAUUCUUGAAUUUCCUCUUCUUUUUUUUUUUUUCCAUUACAUUGCAAAAACACUGAAA